UCUGGCCGUGGCAUACUAGUGAAAAGGAAGUUUUUCAUUUUUAUUCAGUAAUAAAUAGAUAAACAUUUGUAAGCAGUGAGGUUUUAGGUUUUUAGGGUGUUGGAGGAGAGUUGUUGUGAAGAGUUGAAGUAUCAGUUGGUAAUGGGAUACGUGCAAGAAGCCAGAGAAAAUCACGUCAAAAAGAAGGUCGAAGAAGCUUUGCGUAGUAAAAUGAAGCAGAAAGCGCUCAAAGAAUGUGAUCGAUAUACUACAAAAUACGCUGAGUGUGCCUCAGGAAGAACAAUAUCUGUUGUUUGGCAAUGUCGCAAACAAGCUAAGGAAUUAAAUGAGUGUCUUCAUCAGUACACGAAUGACUCUGUUUUGGAAGAAAUGAAGAAAGCAUACAUGCUCCAACAGAAUGAACAGGGAUCACUUAGAGUUUGAGUAUGCCUUUCGUGAUACUUGGAGUUAAGUUGCCUCCCCAUCUUCUGCAGUUCAGAAGGCCUUUACUUUCUUAUCAGGAUUUGGCUGUGAUUUGUGUUCGAGCAGUAUGUAUUUGGGUGCAUUUAGUUCCUGGUGGAACUCACAGAAAAUUGAGUAAAUUUGUGGUUUCUUAAGUUAUAUACAUGCUACACUGUCACUAAUUUUCAAA
This is a messenger RNA of Solanum dulcamara, 631 nucleotides long. RefSeq lists its product as uncharacterized. NCBI's taxonomy places the organism in Eukaryota, Viridiplantae, Streptophyta, Magnoliopsida, Solanales, Solanaceae. The transcript has 3 exons. The record is from RefSeq and is a predicted model, not a curated record. Gene Ontology annotation, cellular component: mitochondrion. Bases 142 to 423 code for a protein of 93 amino acids.